This is a messenger RNA of Salvelinus fontinalis (brook trout), 16231 nucleotides long. Its product is annotated as protein Jade-1-like. Lineage: Eukaryota; Metazoa; Chordata; Actinopteri; Salmoniformes; Salmonidae. The record is from RefSeq and is a predicted model, not a curated record. Gene Ontology annotation, biological process: regulation of transcription by RNA polymerase II. Gene Ontology annotation, cellular component: histone acetyltransferase complex. The coding region runs from base 899 to 3820 and encodes 973 amino acids. The transcript is spliced from 12 exons.
UGAGCAGAUAUUACCCGACUAAACAAACCGCUUACACUAAACGGUGGCUUUCACUUUCAAACGAGUGAUAGGUGAAGAAUAUAAUUCCAUUUGAUUUCUAUUUCAGGUUUUAGCCCGUUUUGCGAAAUUAACCCAUCGUAAAGAUAUUUGAAUCGGCUUUCAGUAACGGCAAAUUUAAAGUACGUCAUUAAUAUGGCGCCAAAAGAGUUUAAAGUAUGAGCUUAUUUUGUUGUGAGGUUGCAGAACCCUCGCACAAGAGGGAGAACAUGAGCGGGCAAGAGGGGAAGCGAAUGGGCAGGCGAUGUUUUUUCGGCAGAACGUCUCGAAACUAGCUUGCAACAUUUCAUUCCCUGAAAAUGAAGCAUAUUCUUUUCCUACUGGAUCUGAAAACACACUCACGUGACAAAUCGGGAUCUGGGGGAUAUCACAUUGGACUAUUUUCAAAUGCGACAUGGCUUUGAAAAUUAUAUUUGUUAGCUUACCGUGCUGUACCCGGCAUAGCUUUAGCUUACAUUAGAACUGACUUGCUGGCUGCAGCUCGAGGCUAUCUUGCAAGCCGUUAGACAAUUUGGAUUUACGGAUGAUACUCCUAAAGUCUGCUAAAGGUAGCUAACAGUUAGCUACAUUAACUGUAUUUAGCUGAGAACUGCGAAGGCGGCCAUCGCAGUUUUGUUGAAUAAUGUUAUGCUGCCGGAUAGACUUUAUAAUGGAUUAAAUUUGUAAAUUGCUACUUUUUAUUUUGACUCUCUUGGGAGAGCAUCUGAUCGACGUGCUGUCACCACAGCCUCGCAGGCACGUCCUGUCACCAACGUGGAUAGUCGGUGGGCUAACGUUAACUAGCUAACUAGCUAGGGUAGUUGCACUGGAAAUUGACCACCGUGAAAUUCACUGUCACUACAUGUGGUUAACUUCAAAUGAUUUCGUGAUUUCUCAUCGUCCAGAGUCGAGGACGUUUUCGCCAUCGGAAGCUGACUGCAAUCAAGGUAAAAAGAUGGAGAGUGAGAAGAAGAGAAGAAAAUACUCCACCAGCAGCAAUGACUCGGACACCACUGACAGUCAAGUGACCUCCUGGUCCAGGUCCUCCAAGAACACCGGGACCAGCAGCACCUGGGUCAGACAGGAGCACAAGAAACCGUCUGAGGUGUUCCGGACGGACUUCAUCACGGCCAUGAAGCUGCCAGACUCGGCCCAGCUGGGCCCUGAUGACUUCUACGUGCUGUCUGACCCCUGGAGACAGGAGUGGGAGAAGGGGGUCCAGGUCCCCGCCAGCGUAGACGCCAUCCCAGAACCUGUCGUCAGGAUGCUACCGGAGGUGGGGCGUAUCCCGUUCUACUGGCCUGUGCAGGGCCAAGGCCGGGGGUGUGUGCUGGGCCUGGGGCUGAGCCAGAGGGACAUGAAGACCACCGAUGAGCCCCACAGUCGCUAUGACCUGGAUGACAUGGACGUGUCCUGGCUGGAGCUGGUCAACCAGGAGUUCAGGGAACUAGCGCUCCCGGAGCUGGACGAGCUGACCAUGGAGCGUGUGCUGGUGGAGCUGGAGAGCCAGUGUGAGGAGAACAUGCAGCAGGCCAUAGAGACGGAGGAGGGCCUGGGCAUCGAGUACGACGAGGACGUGGUGUGCGACGUGUGCCGGUCCCCCGAGGGAGAAGACGGCAACGAGAUGGUCUUCUGUGACAAGUGCAACAUCUGCGUACAUCAGGCGUGUUAUGGGAUCCUGAAGGUCCCACAGGGGAACUGGCUGUGCCGAACCUGCGCCCUGGGGGUGCAACCCAAAUGUCUGCUGUGCCCCAAGAGAGGCGGAGCCCUGAAGCCCACCCGCAGUGGAACCAAGUGGGUCCACGUCAGCUGUGCCUUAUGGAUCCCCGAGGUGAGUAUAGGCUGCCCGGAGAAGAUGGAGCCCAUUACCAAGGUGUCCCACAUCCCCUCCAGCCGCUGGGCCCUGUUCUGCAGCCUGUGUCGAGAACACACAGGCACCUGCAUACAGUGCUCCAUGCCGUCCUGCAUUGUGGCCUUCCACGUGACUUGCGCCUUUGACCAUGGCCUUGAGAUGCGCACCAUCCUGGCGGAGAACGAUGAAGUGCGCUUCAAAUCCUACUGCCUGGAGCACAGCAGCACUACCGCCUCCGGCAACAGUAACAACGCCAUGGCCGGCAACAGUAACCACACCAACAACGCUGGUGCCAGCAGCAAACCAGACUGGGCUGGACACGGCAACGACCACAGAGCCUCCGUAACUGCGCCGGACCACCACCAAGCGACCAGCGAGCUGCCGCCGUCAGAGCGGCCGCUGCCGCCUGUGGAGCGUCCAGACCGGGACCAGAUAGAGCGGGAGAAGGCCAGCCAGCGCAAACAGAAGCUACAGGAGCUGGAGGACGAGUUCUACCGCCUGGUGGACCCCAAAGACGUGGCGGAGAGCCUGGGCCUGCCGGACGCCCACGUGGACUUCCUGUACCAGUUCUGGAAGCUGAGGAGGAAGUCCAACUUCAACCGUCCUCUGGUGACGUUGAAGAGAGACGAGGUAGAUAACCUGGCGCAGCAGGAGCAGGACGUGCUGUACCGACGCCUCAAACUGUUCACACACCUACGCCAGGACCUAGAGAGGGUGAGGAACCUGUGCUACAUGGUCACGCGGCGGGAGAAGAUGAAGAGUUCCCUGUGUGACCUCCAGGAGAAGAUUUUCCACCUGCAGAUCCAGCUGCUGGAGGAGGACCUAGCUGGAGAGAAAACCAUGAAGGGCCAUAAGGGAAGACAGAACGGGGUGAAGGAGAAGGGGAAGGAGCGGCGGAAAAGCAGUCCGGAGAAGAAGAAAGAGAGGUGGAAGUCUGACAACGGCUCCCUCCUCAAACAGCUAGGUUUCCCCAAGACCUUCCCUCUGGACAACUCGCUGUUUGACAGCUGGCUGGCCCAGUCGGUGCAGAUCACGGCUGACGACAUGCUGAGCCAGUGGGCCCUGGACGCCGGGCAGCACCGUGACAAGACGGCCAGCCUGCUGUCUGACCAGCUGCUGCAGGGAGAGGAGAGCCUGCUCAGCCUUAUGAUGGACCACUCCAUGAAGUCCACCUGGAAAACCCCUCAGCUGGGCCGCAAGACCCGGGGCAAGCCCAGAGCCCGGGCCCAACACUCCACCGCCGUAGCAACCACCCCGCCUUCUGCCACCGCUGUCAGCCCCGCUGCUGCUGCCACCGCCUCCUCCACAGCCACAGCCAAGGGGACUCUGCUGGCAGAUGACAGGCCAGGCCACGGGGCCCGUAGAGGGGAGAGGUCCCGGGGCUCCAAGGCCCUCCACCACCAUCACCACCACCCCCAGACCAGGAGCACUGAGGCACCGCUGGACCCGCCGCCGCAGCCGCCCACCUCCAAAAUGGACUCCUGUCACAUCUCGGAGGAGCGCGGCCCCUGGGACAGCCUCACUGGUACAGGGGCAGCGUCCGCCCCCACGCCGCCCCCUCUGGCCUCCUGCUCCCCCCCACAACCCUGCAUUAGUCCCGGGACAGUGCCUGAGGGGAGGUCAGGGGGGGGUCCCGGUCACCGCACGGCCCUGCGCCUCCGCCUGCCCCGGCAGGGUAAGUCCCGGGGGAAGGGUGGGGGUGGAGGGGGGAAAGAGGUGGUGGAGCGCCCCCUGAAUAGGGAGAGAGAGAGGGACCCCCACCCAGUGAAGGAGACGUCAUCGUCGUCGCUGCUGGACCCCGAGACGGACGGCUACUUCUCUGACGCCGAGCAGAGCGACUCGGACACGCGCUCCAGCGGCCGCAAGCUCCGCCUGGCCCAGUUGCAUUCUGGGAGCGAGGACCUGCUGAGGAGGAGCGUGCUAGCGUUGUAGGAAAAAAACUGAGACGCUCACACACACCAUCGUCCAGAAGACACACUGAUUUCUCAGAUUGACCGGAGCUCCAUCCCAGCUCCCGCUACCAUGGCUACUGUCUGUCUGUCCGUCUGUGCUUUUGAUAUUAUACAUGCCGUUCUUUUCACUCUAGAUCGCUUUAAUGAACCAAAUCUCUGUACUUCACUAGUCCUAAAUCAGUCUCUCUGCUCUGUCCUGGGGAUUUGAACGUAGCUGUUAGUCAGAUAGCUACAUACACAACGAGACCCUAGAUGUUAGUAGUGCUUGUUAAAGUAACAAAUGCUGUAUGAUGACGUAAGAAGACAAAGAGGAAAUGGAUUUUGGACAAUGUUACAUUUUAGGUUUUAUUUUGAAGUAUAACAUGGCGGUGAACCAUGCCAUCAACCCUUCCUAGUGGUGUGGUCAGUGGUGACUAGCCGCUAGCAUUGGGGUGAAUACUUUGUGGGCAUUAUAAGCUGGUUCAGACGAAUCUCUUCCUUUCUCUUGGAGUAAGAUGGAAUCCCGCGAGGCGAUUCCUGGGAUCUGAUGUUUUUAAAAAGCCUUUCAGUUCAGCAUCAUUCUGAGAAAUGUGCAGAAAAUAUCAAACAAAUAUUAGACUUUUAAAAGCACAAAUAGCUAACAGGAACUGUAACACAAACAUUGCGGCAUAAACAGACACACUCUUUCAGAAAUGCGCACCAGACACAUUACACAAACAUUACACACACACACACACACACACACACAUACUCUAAACGACUCUGUUUGGAUCCAGCCGUUGUAGAAACAUACUGGUUGAUAAUUACGUCAGCUCUUCACUGACUCCUCCUCAUCUUCCGUUUGGGCCUGAAUCAUUGGAGAAACAGUAUUUUAUCGUGUGCCUUCUGUCGCUCCCCCAAAAAUAAGUUUAUCAAUCACUUCUAUAAUCAGAUUUGUUACAAUCAAAAAAAGGAAAAUCUGUUGUGUUGGCCAUCAAGCGUACUGAAACAGAGGGCUUCUCGGACCUUAAUUGUAGUGCCUAAAAGAAAAUAUGUAAAUGCAGCUUUUGCCAUUAAUCAACCCAACCGCAUGCAAAGCCACACCGUUCUACCAUAUUUGUGCAAAGUGCUGCCCCAACAAAGCAACUUCUGGAGUCAUUGUUGCUCCAGUCAGACGAAUCGUAUAGUCAGCUACAGCACAGAGUUCUGGAUUCUGACUACUUUUUUGAGUUCUUUGUAAAUUUGUUGGGUUUUUUUUCGUCUCAGAGAGUUGUAUUUUGUACUAAAAGCGGUCCACAGUAUUUUCUCAGGGUUUAAAAAAAAUAAAAAAUAAAAAAAAUAAUAAUUGAAGGCGACGAAGAAGGGUUGAAAAUGUAUUGAAAUCAAAGUUCAUCCGUAAAUAUAUAAUACCAUAUACAGGCCUUUUCUACAUAUGAUAGGUAUGUAUAGAAAAGGUUCCUUUGGCAAUGCUCACUGUUUAAACUCUGACUACUACUGUGCUGAGAGCUUUUCACAUGUCUCAGUCAGUACACUACUACUACUACCCACCUGGCUGUCUCCUGAGUUGAUAAUGCCAAAGAACAGUGUGUAUAACAGACAGGGCACCAUGCACUUACUCUGUCUGCGUCCCAAAAUGGCACCCUAUUCCCUGCUUAGUGCAUAAGGUGACAUUUGUGACGCAGCCUCACAUGGGAGUUGUGCAUUGCUCAGGCCUGCGCUGGCAUGGUGUGACUCGGCCUUUUUAAAGAGGGGGGCGUCCUGACACCCACCACCACUAUUCCACCUUGGACUCUCCCAUUCCCUGCUCCCACAGGUGUGUUACUUACUGGCCCUCUGUGCCACUGACCUACUCUGGAUGGAGUGGCCUACGUCCCCCUCCCCCCAACCUGGAGAGAGUUGAAUGCUGCUGAACCGUGUGUGGAUGGGCGGCUGAUGGCUGAGCCCGCUGACAACCCCCAGCGCUGGUAUAACAGGGUCGUAAUGUAGAAGAUGACUCGUUUUUUAAUGUUUGUUUUCCUGUCCCAGAGGGGACACAAGGAUUCAGGAUGAAACUUCCUAAAGCAGCGUAUUGGUCAGGUGACACUGUCUGUCUACAGCCAGUCUGGCUCCUUCCUUUCCAUCCACCGUAACCCUUGGAGGCAGACCAUUACAACCAUAGAAACAGAAUGAGUAGCACAUUCUAUUCAUUCGUAUUCUACAGUUACAACAUAAUACCAUAAGAACAACAAUGCUCAUCGGUUGUCUGCAGAUAGGUCGUCGGGGUGGGUGAGUGGGGUUAGCACUGUAGUAAACCCACAGAAUCCACCCCCACCACCUAACCGUUUACGUGUUGCUAAGACAAUGAAAUGUAAACUUGGUUUCAAUAUUCAAUAUAUACACAGAUUUAGACUAGGCUGUGUUUUAGAUGGGACCCUUCAUGUACGGCCCCCAACGUAGUAGAAAACAGGUUGUUAUUAUUCUUAUUAUUGGAGAGGGGCGUCUACGCCCUCUUCCUCCGCUUCUUUUCAGAAACAGUAGGCUGGAGUUUUAGUGAGGUGGUGAGGCGUUUCGGUCCAGCAGGCAGCAGGUGACAGCACUUUUCAUGCAGACUAUAGAUGAAUGAAUGGAUGGUAUUAUCCCACAUUAUCCUACAGAGUAUGGAUGGAUGGUAUUAUCCUACAGAGUAUGGAUGGAUGGUAUUAUUAUUAUCCUCCUCAAGCAGGGUUUCUUUGCCCCAUUCCUGACGACCCACCUGGUUUGCAUGUUUUAUUCCAGCCCUACACUAACGCACCGUAUUCUGCUAAUCAAAUUGAUGAUCAGUUGAGUAGGGUGUGUUAGUGCUGGGCUGGAACAAAACGUGCAUUCCCGACAGUGGCUCCCCUGGAAUUGGGUUGAGAAAUGCUGCUUUGCCGUUGCUGUGGAUGAAUGUCCUAGUGCUGUCUCCGUACCACCCAGCUGCUGCUGCCGCUGCUGUUGUUGUCUGUAGCGUGACAAAAGCCGUCUGCACACUAACAGAACACAACGACAACAUCAUUGAAAAGGAUCUCCUCUUCUGUGUUAGUUGCUUUAUCCCUUAGGGAACUGGUUCAAGUAGUUUGACUGCCGUUUACUUAUCUGUUUUUAUUUUUAUGCACCAACAAUAAUGUAGAAUACUGUACUAGAAACCCUUUUUGUUUCUGUGUUAAAAGCCUUCGCAAGCUGUUUUUGUAACGCUUCAGCCGCGGCUCAUAUAACUAGAAUGCUGACUCAUAAUCAGACCGACUGCUUCCUUACUAGCGCUUCUCCGACCGUCGACUGACUGCUUCCACACUGGGAAGUAUGGUUCCAAUCCAACACCCGCCCCGCAGACCAGUGCUCUGUCUCACUUCCCUCCCCUUCUUCAGUGUUCCCGACGGCCCGCCUCAGCUCCUUCAGAGUUUUGAAGCACGGGCGGGUCAAAGGAAGAAGCUUUAAGGACAAAUAAUGACGUGCAUGUGUUGUGUAAUGGAGGGAGCGUUUGUCACUGCUGCCGCUCUGGGCAGAAGAGCGAAAGAUUGAGAGGGAGAGAGGGAAACACUGGUGGAGGGAGAUAAGUGAGAGAGAGAAACAAUGGUGGAGGGAGGGAGAGUGAGAGAGAGAAACACUGGUGGAGGGAGGGAGAGUGAGAGAGAGAAACACUGGUGGAGGGAGGGAGAGUGAGAGAGAGAGAGGACAGUUUGUUCUUUCCUCUUAGUGUUUGCACCCUGUCCACAGUGAACUUAACAGACAGGGAAUCUAAACAACACCCCUCCCUCUCUCUCUGUCCCUCCCUCUGUGUGGCUCACAAAACGUAAAGUGCAAACACUUCUCUGUUUUCACUGGAGCUAGGAUUAUUUACUUUCUCUGGUUUUGUUUUAUAUGCAGAACCAGAGAGAAAUUGAUUUGAAAGGUGGGAACUGCAUAGCCAGUAGUGAGUGUGCGUUUGUUUUAGUGUCUGUCCGAGUCAAUGCUUGUGUGUGCGUGCAUGUUUGUCUGUGUCUGUCGAGUCACGAGUGUGUAUCUGUGUGUGCAAGCAUUUGUGUGUGUGUGUGUGUGUGUGUGUUUCUGGGCUAAUUGAAGUUAAAAUGGUCAGGCCGGCUCCCCAGUGGGCUGAUCAGCGUGCAGCUGAAGCCUGGGAGAGACCUUUUGUUCUCUCACUUCCUCCAAGGAGAACACUCACAGAAACUAACCGCUGCUCUCUGGCAACACAGCGUGUGCAUCUCAAAUGGCAUCCUAUUCCCUAUUAUAGUACCUACGGCCCUGGUCAAAGGUAGUGCACUAUGAAGGAAAAAGGGUGCCAUUUAGGAUGUAGUCAAGCUAUUUGUGACCAGCAGGGUCACAGAAUGUGUUCCUCUCAUUAAAUUCAAUAGCAUUUCAAAAUGUUCAAGUUCCACAGUUCAAACAACUUGCUCCCAUGUUUGUUUGCGACUUUCGUUCCGUGACUUGUAUGAAUACACGUAUGAAUCCAUUUCCAGGAGAGAAGGUUUAUCCAUAACCAUAGCUGCUCCUCCUAAGGUCGGGCUAAUUUACCGGUUGUGUCUCUGCAACAGAGCCAAGCUCUGAUACUUAGCAGGUUUUGUUUUUUGUAGUUGAUCUGGCAUCACUUUGCUGCCUCCAAAUUCAGGCUACAUCACAAACAGCGCCCACUUCCCUAUAUAGUGCACUACUUUUGACCAGGGCCCCAUAGGGCUGUGGUCAAAAGUAGUGCACUAUGUAGGAAACGGGGUGCCCUUUUCUGACGUUGACUUACACCGGCACUAAUUGGUCUUUUGACCAAUCACAUCAGAUCUUUUUUCAGAGCUGGUCUGAUUGGUCAAAAGACCAAUUAGUGGGGGGGAAAUAUCAGAAUCGGGCUGCCUGUAAACACAGCCAAUAUGCCUGUCCUGUAUCUCCUAAUGGUCACAUGCGUCAUUUUGAUAGGAGUACGUGAUCUCUCCGAUCAAAGCAGACUCUGACAUGGUUCCUCCUCCCUCCACCACGUGGCUGUCUUAUUUGUCCUUAAAAGGCGCUGAAAUCUCUGCUGCCGUAUCCUAUCAAAUUCCACACCCAAUUAGGCUCGAUCUGCAUCAGUUCUACAAUACGAUAAUAUGAAUGUUGCAGGAGUUUAUCCUGUAUUCUUUGUUUCAAAGAAUGUUGUGCCAUUUGUUAAUAGCAAAGAGAAAUAUUGAACAUAUAUUAAAAAGAAGAGCUAUUUUAAAUUAUUUUUUGGCUUUUUUUGCAAUAUUUAUUUUCUUGUAUUAGAGUCUUUGUAGGAGGAAAAACAAAAAAUGUAUUUUUCAUUAGUGCAAAAAACUAUUUUUUCCUUUUUGUACACUUUCAAUGUUAAGCAAAACGUUAAAAAGCAAUAUUAUGAUGUUCCAUGUGACUGUAUCUGCAUGCUGUUUGUGUUGCCUUAAAGACGGCUGCUGCGUCCACUAUGACCCCCUCCUCCCCACCUGCCCCCCCCCCCCUCCUCCCCCCGGCACUAUGGUGUGGUUGACCAGUGUAGUCAAUAAAGCAGUGCUUUCUGUGUACCCAUGCUCUGGACUGUCUCUCUGUUCAGUUCACCAUCCCAGGAGCUCAUUUUUAAGGGGCAAUCUGGGAUUCAAAUAACAACAAAGAUAAACAGUUGAGGGAUGGGGUACGAUAGUUAAACUAAGCACAUUUCUAAGUGAUAUUCUUAAAGAAUCAAUGGCUGCAUAUCAUUGAAUUAAACGUUUUUUUAAAUUAUGUACUAAUACCUGAUUGCCCCUUUUUAAAGCGCUGUUCAAGGGUUGAUUGAUUCAGUCACACUGUGUUGAAUCAAUCUGGGUCUCUACAGACGGACCCAGAGGUAACUAGGCUAGAUACUCCAUUUUACAUGUACUGUAGGUUGAGAGAUAAAGGGACAGUAAAAGGUGACGCUUGUGCCAUCGAACCAUUGAAAGUUAUCCAGAAGGCCGCCGCCCGCCUGGAUUUCAACCUCCCCAAUUUCUCCCAUGUCACCCCGCUCUUCCGCCUACUCCACUAGCUUCCAGUUGAAGCUUGCAUCCCCUGGUGUUUGCCUACAGACCUGCAAGGGGAAUGCCCCUCCCUACCUUCAGGCUCUGCUCAAACCUUACACCCCAAUCCGGGCACAAACCACACAACUCUGGUUUCUUGGCCCUUCAACCUCUACAGGGGUCACCUCCCGCUAUGCCCAGUUAAAGCGUUUCUCUGUCCUGGCUGCCCCCCCCCCCCUCCCCCAAUGGUGGAACAAGCUUCCCCUUAACGUCAGGACAGCUGAGUCCCUGCCAAUCUUCCUAAAACUUCUGAAACCCUACCUCUUCAAAAAAUUCUCUUAAACCCCAAGUCACCCCUGCCACCUUCACCUAGCUAUCUUAAGAGGAAUGUACUAAUUGUAAAACGCUCUAUUAUAUAUGAAACAUCCCAAGUUGUAGGCCUACUAAAUGUUGACAAGCAUAUGUGUAAGAAUAGCUGAAGGUGAUGAAUAAGUUGCUGUUAACACAUUCAUCUUCAGGUGAACAAAACCAUAGUUUAUACAGCUAGUUCCUCUCAGUGCUUGAUAGCUCAUACUGUAGCUUGCUAUAUAUACCAUGUGCCUAUGUCAACCGUUUAACAUUUCCAAGUAACAUCAAAAACAUGCUGUACUUUAAAGACUUGACGAAGCAGAGAGAAUCUUUUAUAACAAAAUGUUAAUGGACUUCUGCCAUGUUCCUGUCAAAUUUACACCACAUUUAGACACUUUUACAACAAAUUUCCCAGGACAUCCAGCAAGCAGAAUAACUGGGUAGGAAACAUUUUCAUCCCAAAUGGCACCCUAUUCCCUUUGCCCUACUUUUGACCAGACCUUUAUGUGCCACUGCACUAUAUAGGGAAUAGGGUGCCAUUUGGGACGGACCCAAAGGGUAGUUUAUACAAAUCAUCCUUAAAGUAUCUGAAAUUGAAUAAACAGAGUUUUCAAAAAAAAAAGUAUCUGAAAUUGUCUGUUCCCCUCCUCAAAGGCCAAAUGUUAAGAGCGUGACCUUCAGUGUUCUCUGGGAAGAAUUAGGGUCUCCCGCUGCUCUUAAAGAAACACGCGUUGACUUUGUGGACGACUUGUUUAAAGAGUCCUACCCACCAGCCCGCAGGAAAUGAAAGAUAGUUUAUUGUUGUUCAUGGCUUGGGUCCAAGGCACUUUGCUGUAAGUGACGUACUGUAUUACUUCCCUAGUAAAUACCCACCAUGACAGAAGAAGUGCUGUCGAUCAAAUCUACAUUUUGAAAAAUAGUAGUAGAGCAGCUAUACUGGGAGUAAACCUGUGUGUGAAUUGAAAAGACCAAACUAAAAGUUGGUUGAUUUUUAAAAGUAGUGGUAUCUUGAUAGUCGCACAAGGCCACCAUGUAUCCUUUUAAAAUAAUUAUUUGAUACCAUCACUGCUGUUUAGACUCAUUGCUACCUCUUAGCUAUGUCUGUCUAUAUGAACAAACAGUUGGUAAAUGUAAUAUGAUUAUGUCACUGUAAUGUGGACAGUUGCCAUGUUGGUGAAUAAUCCCCCAUGACCUCUUCUGACUCGUCUGUAACGUUCUGUCCAAAACAGAAACAGAUUGCAGUUGAGUCAUCCUGCCACACGAGGGGGCAGCUGUCAUUUUGUCUCCUGCAGGUGGACAGCUGGAAAAAAGUCACUUCUGAGGGGUAUUAGUUGCCAAUUUAUGUUAAUGCUACGGCUGGGUAUCCCUUAACAUGGCGUUGUGGGAGGAAGGGGCUGCUACCAUGUCAGGAUUUCUACAUCAACUGGCCUGACUUUAUGACCCCGCAUGUUAAACCAUUUUGGAGGAGACUAAGCAACUAGAGAACACUGUUCUGCCAGAGCGGAUCUGCAGAGUGGAAGCCGGACAGGAGGAGUUGACAGUGAAACACUCAACUAGUGACCUCUUGUGGCCAUAUUAAAUUACAUCAAAAUCAAUUCCUCACUAGGCUACAGUAACAGUACACGAUUGAGGACAAUUACAAUAUUGUCCUAAUUUUGAGUGGAGCUCUAUUGACAAUCACAAAUCCAAUACUGGAUCUAUAUUGUUAACCAAAAAACGAACACUUUCAAAGAUGGCUGUCCCUGUAGACUUCAGUCAAAGUGUUUAUUAAGCUGUAGAGUAGUAGGUUAACAGGUCGUUCCACGAAGAGUGCCUUUUGCGUCCAUUUUAUAUUUACGGGUUCAAGCAGCGAAGCUGGGUGAAAUCCUAUUGUAUUUGUUGGCAUUCAUUAUUCUGGUUCUCCACAGAUUUGGUGAAAAAUUAUAAUUCCUGUGAGAUGGUAAGGCCUAGAAGGGUGCAACUUGGCAUGAUGGUGAAGGCCCACGGUCCACAGCCUCUCAUGCGAUGCCAUGCCGUUUGGCCAGAUGGUGGCGCUAUAACAAGCAAUUUAAAGCAAACUUUGAAAGGUCAUGCCCCUCACCCCGUUUGACCUAGAGUCAUAAAAUUCGGUACAUAGAUCCCUCUCCUCACAAGGAACAAAUUUGCCUCAUGGACCCAUAAGGUCUGCCAAGAUGGAUCUUCUGCCAUUAAACAUUUUGUGAAAGGCACUUAAAACAGUACUAUUCUGUCACUGAAUGACCGAUCUACACCAAACUUAACAUAUAGCAUCUGUGGACCAAAGUCUCUCAACACAAUAUUUUCCAGGUUAGCAUCUCAAACAACAUGGCCACUGCAUAUGAAUAACCACUCACACGGGCGUGGUCGAGCACACAAAUGCAUAUAAGUCACACACAGAUAUAACAACAUUUGAUACACAUGUUCCAAACAGUGUGAAGACUCAACAUAUGCAAGUACUUUCAGAUCGAUCACACGAUGGCGCUAUAACUGGCACAUGUUUAUAUCUCUUGAUCGGUUUGACUCCGAGUGAUUAAAUUUGGCACACAUGUUCGAUGAUGUGUCUCGUUAACCUGUAGAGUGUCUUUCAGUUUGGCCUUUUGGUGGCGAUGUUAGACAUAACAUUUUAAAAAUCAUACAAACUCAUUGGUUUGUAGCAGCCAUCUUGGUUGAGCUAGAAUAUUGGAAGAUAUUGUGUUUAAAGACAUGCAUCCAUAGAUUCAACAUACCAAAUUAGGUCCAGCGGUUCUGAAAAAUAAGAUGUAUAAAGUAGUCAACAUCAUAACAUAUUAAAUGAAGUGCCCUUAAAUAUAGACCACAUAGAGAAAUCUGUUUUUUAUAGGAAUAAAGACUUGCUUAAGUGCCAAAAUUCAGCAUCUAGAAAAAUGUUAACCCAAUUAACCCCCAAAUUUCUCCAAGUUUUCACCAUCAUUAAGAAGCCCUAGUUAUUUUUUGGCUUUGACAGUCAUUUCUGAAGAUUAUAAUUUAUGUUAUUAGUGAUUCAUUUACGUCUGUCCCUCAUUUGAAGGUCAACCCUGUUACGUGAACUGAACUCUCAUUUUAUUAUGGUGACACUAUUCCUUUUUACAUACGAAAUAAAUAUUGAACAUUAAUAGUAAAAGCAAUGUUAGUAAAAUCAGUGUGAAGGAAAAAGGAAACCGCACAUUUCUCUUGAUAGUGUCACUGAUCUUUAAUAAGCUUACGUAUCGGCCUCACGGCCUUCGUCAGAGCUUUUGUGAGUAAAAUCAGUGGAAAAGCAGGGUUAACUGGUUCUACUCUUUUUGGCUAUUUUCUGGUGUUUUGCGAAGAUGGCGCCGGAGGGUAAGGCUGCCGUCUUAUCGGCUCUUAACCAACCAUGCUAUUUGUUUGUUUUCUCGCAUUGUUUGUAACUUGUUUUGUACAUAAUGUUGCUGCUACCAUCUCUUAUGAUCGAAAAGAGCUUCUGGACAUCAGUACUGGGAUUAUUCACCUCAAAUUAGACAGAGUUUUUCUUCAACGAGUUGGACGCGAAAGAUAUACUACGAACACCCAACCAGGCCCAGAUCCCAGUGAUUCGCUGGAAAAGGAAGCGUAGUUGUCGUGGAAAGAGAGCAGGAUGCCUUGUGAGGAUCAGGCGAAGAGUGGCUAAUGUUCAAUCGCUGGAAAAUAAUUGGGACGAACUGAAAGCACGUAUAUCCUACCAAUUGGACAUUGAAAACUGUAAUAUCUUAUGUUUCACCGAGUCAUGGCUGAACAACGACAUUAAGAACAUACAGCUGGCGGGUUAUACACUAUCGGCAGGAUAGAACAGCAGCCUCUGGUAAGACACGGUGCGCGGGCCCAUACAUAUUUGUAAACAAUAACUGGUGCACAAUAUCUAAGGAAGUCUCAGGGUUUUGCUUGCCUGAGGUAGUGUGGUCUACAGCUUAUCAAGAGAUACUCUAUCUACCUGGAGAGUGUUCAUCUGUAUUUUUCGUAGCUGUCUACAUAGCACCACAGAUCGAGGCUGGCAAUAAAACCGCAUUCAAUGAGCUGUAUUCCGUCACAAGCAAAGCGGAAAACGCUCAUCCAGAGGCGGCACUCUUAGUGGCCGAGGGCGUUAAUGCAGGGAAACUUAAAUCCGUUUUACCUAAUUUCUAUCAGCACGUUAAAUGUGCAACCAGAGGGGGAAAAAAUUCUAGACCACCUUUACUCCACAUACAGAGACUCGUACAAAGCUCUCCCUCGCCUUCCAUUUGGCAAAUCUGACCAUAACUCUAUUCUCCUGAUUCCUGCUUACAAGCUAAAAUUAAAGCAGGAAGCACCAGUGACACGGUCUAAAAAAAUGUGGUCAGAUGAAGCAGAUUGCUAAACUACAGGACUGUUUUGCUAACACAGACUGGAAUACACCACAUCAGUCACUGGCUUUAUCAAUAAGUGCAUCGAGGACGUCGUCCCCACAGUUGAAGUCAGAAGUUUACAUACACUUAGGUUGGAGUCAUUAAAACAAAUUUUUCAACCACUCCACAGAUUUCUUGUUAACAAACUAUAACUAUAGUUUUGGCAAGUCAGAUAGGACAUCUUCUUUGUGCAUGACAUAAGUCAUUUUUCCAACAAUUUUUUACAGACAGAUAAUUUCACUUAUAAUACACAAUUCCAGUGGGUCAAAAUGUACAUACAUUAAGUUGAAUGUGCCUUUAAACAGCUUGGAAAAUUCCAGAAAAUUAUGUCAUGGCUUUAGAAGCUUCUGAUAGGCUAAUUGACAUAAUUUGAGUCAAUUGGAGGUGUACCUGUGGCUGUAUUUCAAGGCCUACCUUUCAAACUCAGUGCCUCUUUGCUUGACAUCAUGGGAAAAUCAAAAUAAAUCAGCCAAGACCUCAGCAAAAAAAUUGGGUCAUCCUUGGGAGCAAUUUCCAAAUGCCUGAAGGUACCACGUUCACCUGUACAAACAAUAGUACGCAAGUAUAAACACCAUGGGACCACGCAGCCGUCAUACCGCUCAGGAAGGAGACUCGUUCUGUCUCCUAGAGAUGAACGUACUUUGGUGCGAAAAGUGCAAAUCAAUCCCAGAACAACAGUAAAGGACCUUGUGAAGAUGCUGGAGAACUGGUACAAAAGCAUCUAUAUCCACAGUUAAACGAGUCCUAUAUCGACAAUCUGAAAGGCCGUAAGGAAGAAGCCACUGCUCCAAAACCGCCAUAAAAAAGCCAGACUACGGUUUGCAACUGCACAUGGGGACAGAGAUUGUACUUUUUGGAGAAAUGUCCUCCUCUGAUGAAAAAAAUAGAACUGUUUGGCCAUAAUGACAAUCAUUAUGUUUGGAGGAAAAAGGGGGUAGCUUGUAAGCAAAAGAACACCAUCCCAACCGUGAAGCACGGGGGUGGCAGCAUCAUGUUGUGGGGGUGCUUUUGUAACGGAUGUGAAAUGGCUAGCUAGUUAGCGGGUACGCGCUAAUAGCGUUUCAAUCGGUUACGUCACUUGCUCUGAGACUUGAAGUAGGGUUUCCCCUUGCUCUGCAAGGGCCACGGCUUUUGUGGAGCGAUGGGUAACGACGCUUUGUGGGUGUCAGUUGUUGAUGUGUGCAGAGGGUCCCUGGUUCGCGUCGGGGCGAGGGGACGGUCUAAAGUUAUACUGUUACACUUUGCUACAGGAGGGGUGGUGCACUUCACAAAAUAGAUGGCAUCAUUAGGAAGUAGAAUUAUGUGGAUAUAUUGAAGCAAUAUCUCAAGACAUUAGUCAUGAAGUUAAAGCUUGGUCGCAAAUGGGUCUUCCAAAUGGACAAUGACCCCAAGCAUACAUCCAAAGUUGUGGCAAAAUGGCUUAAGGACAACAAAGUCAAGGUAAUGGAGUGGCCAUCACAAAGCCCUGACCUCAAUCCUAUAGAAAAUGUGUGGGCAGAACUGAAAAAGCGUGUGCGAGCAAGGAGGCCUACAAACCUGACUCAGUUACACCAACUCUGUCAGGGGGAAUGGGCCAAAAUUCACCCAACUUGUAGUGGGAAGCUGGUGGAAGGCUAUUUGAAACGUUUGACCCAAGUAAAACAAUUUAAAGGCAAUGCUACCAAAUACUAAUUGAGUGUAUGUAAACUUCUGACCCACUGGGAAUGUAAUGAAAGAAAUAAAAGCUGAAAUAAAUCAUUCUCUCUACUAUUAUUCUGACAUUUCACAUUCUUGAAAUAAAGUGGUGAUCCUAACUGA